This is a messenger RNA of Zychaea mexicana, 764 nucleotides long. RefSeq names its product peptidyl-prolyl cis-trans isomerase B. Gene Ontology annotation, cellular component: fungal-type vacuole; endoplasmic reticulum. The coding region runs from base 24 to 731 and encodes 235 amino acids. The transcript is spliced from 4 exons. The record is from RefSeq and is a predicted model, not a curated record. Gene Ontology annotation, molecular function: peptidyl-prolyl cis-trans isomerase activity. Gene Ontology annotation, biological process: protein folding; protein peptidyl-prolyl isomerization. Lineage: Eukaryota; Fungi; Mucoromycota; Mucoromycetes; Mucorales; Lichtheimiaceae.
UUUUGGUCUUAGCGGGUUCCGAAAUGACGUGCUGUGUGCGGUUUGACCAACACAAUCUUCGGUUCAAUCAGAAUGUGACACCACCGCUCUCUUUCUUUUAUUUAUUCAUCAUCAUGGCGCGUUUCCGCAUUCCAGUGUUCAUUGUAACACUUUUGGUCUUGCUUUCCACUGUCUCUUAUGUCUCUGCCAAGAAGGGUCCUCUUGUGACCAACAAAGUGUACUUUGACAUUAAGCAAGGCGAUGAAGACUUGGGUCGCAUCGUGAUUGGCUUAUACGGCAAGACUGUUCCCAAGACAGCUGAAAACUUUAGAGCAUUGGCUACGGGUGAAAAGGGUUUCGGAUAUAAGGGUUCCAGUUUCCACCGCGUCAUCAAGAACUUUAUGAUCCAGGGUGGUGACUUCACCAACGGCGAUGGCACUGGUGGCAAGUCUAUCUAUGAAACUGCCAAGUUCCCUGAUGAAAACUUCAAGUUGCAACACACGGGCCCCGGCGUGCUUUCGAUGGCAAACAGUGGAAAGAACACAAACGGUUCGCAAUUCUUCAUUACCACCGUCAAGACCUCCUGGUUGGAUAACCGUCACGUCGUCUUUGGCAUGGUGGUGGAGGGUAUGGAUGUGGUCAGCAAGAUUGAAAACACAAAGACCAACCGUCGUGAUAAGCCUGAUGUGGAUAUUGUCAUUGCCGAUUCGGGUGAAUUACCCAUCGAGAAUAUCGAGCACGCUGAAUUGUAGAAAGUAUAUAAAUUUUUCUAUAUAUAAAUCGCU